Dicentrarchus labrax (European seabass) is the source of this 1708-nucleotide messenger RNA. Its product is annotated as fibrinogen C domain-containing protein 1-like. The coding region runs from base 163 to 1533 and encodes 456 amino acids. Lineage: Eukaryota; Metazoa; Chordata; Actinopteri; Moronidae. The record is from RefSeq and is a predicted model, not a curated record. The transcript has 9 exons.
GUCUCUCUCUCUGUCUCGCCCUGCUCACAGCAGAUGGUUUCUCUCUCUCUCUGAGGAUGUGUCUGUUUCCACGGCAAUGUGACCUCGUGCUGCGUCUUUAAACAGAUAAAAGUUUCAUCCAGGAUUUUUUUGAACAUCAUCUGAAGCCUGAAUACAGCCAGGAUGAUGUUGAACGACAGCUGGACCAUCAUGAACAACAGCAGCUCCGAGCUCGACAGCAAACGGCCAAACAAGAGAUGUUGCAGCUUCCUGUUGUGGUCCGUCCUCGUGUUGGCCAUCAUAACAGCCAUCAGCACAGCAACAGUCACCAUCCUGUACCUGAACCAGUAUCCUCUGCCCUUCAUCAGCAGUUACAGGGGCGGAGUUUCCUCCUCCUCACCUGUGAUCUCGACCAAUCCCAGAGAGUCUGGUGCUCUGGUGUCGGUGUCUCGUGUCACAGACGGAGAGCCAAUCAGCAUCUUCCUGGACCCCAACUGUCCCGACUACAGCGAGAACUUCCUGCGCUGGGAGGCGCUGCAGAGCUCUCUGCUGCGAGCGCUGUCCAAUCACAACGCAGACGACUGGCAGGAGUCAGGGUUGGUCCAGAAGCUGGCUGAGGAGCUCAAGGUGUUAUCAGGCCACACCCACAACCUGAGGCUGGAAGCUGAUUCGCUGAAGAGAGGUCAAAGUGUUCUGGACCAACGACUGGAUGCACUGCAGAGCGAGCAGAGCCACAUCAUACAGGUGUUGUCUGACAGUCACUCAGGUGUGUUGAAGUUGUCUGCAGGUUUCAGUGAUUCUCUGCUCAGCCUGCAGAGGGAGACAGAGAGUCUGAGGAGACUCAACAGUGACCUGCAGAGAGACAACAAGUACAGAGCUGGCAGACCCAGGGACUGUAGUGAUGUCAUGGCGUCCGGCGUCUCUCAGGAUGGCGUUUACUCGGUGUUCCCGGCUCACGACCCCGAUGGCUUCAUGGCGUACUGUGAUAUGACCACUGACGGAGGAGGCUGGACGGUGAUCCAGAGGAGGGAGGACGGCUCUGUGAACUUUUUCCGAGGCUGGUCGGCGUACAGAGAUGGUUUUGGAAAAACUACAGGAGAGCACUGGCUAGGUCUCCAGAGGAUCUACUCUCUCACCAGGUCAGGUGGUUAUGAGUUACGGAUCGACAUGGCCGACUUCGAUAACGCCACAGCGUUUGCUCUUUACGGUGAUUUCUCUGUUGGUCAAGACUCUGUGAACCCAGACGAGGACGGGUACCCACUGAUCGUGGACCAGUACUCCGGGACUGCAGGUGACUCCCUCCUGAAGCACUCUGGCAUGCAGUUCACCACCAAAGACCGGGACCAGGACCAGUCAGAGAACAACUGCGCGACGUUCUACCAGGGGGCGUGGUGGUACCGAAACUGCCACACCUCCAACCUGAACGGGCAGUACCUGAGCGGGGGCCACGCCUCCUACGCCGACGGCGUGGAGUGGUCCAGCUGGACGGGCUGGCAGUACUCGCUCAGGUUCACCGAGAUGAAGAUACGACCUAAAACUAAACCUGAACCCUGACCUUUGACCCCGGACCCCUUCUCUGCAACAGUUUUUGUGUUUUAUAAAAUGAGACAAUUUGUUCUUAAAGAAUCGAGUCAGUUAUGUAUCCUGUUUCCUGUGUUCUGAUCAAUAAGUUUUCAUAUUGAUAAUGUGAAUGUAGAGCUGAUGGUUGAUUAAAGACUUUCUGAAUUAA